AUGAAGGAUCAAAACGACAGCCUUACAGUCGAGAGUCUCGAAUUGCACCCCGAGCUGCGAAAAAACAAAGUACUAACAGCCAUGUGUCAUGUCUUCCUGAAAAUGGGAAACGAGUGGUUGACAGCAAAGCAGAUCGUUGCUGCAUGUCACGCGUUAAAUGUUAUCCGAUUGAGGCAAGUUAAACAAGGAAAGACUCCGGCUUCCACAAUACAAGGGAGUAUAUCCAUAGUGCUAUCCACUGCGACGCAACUUCAAGUUCCCCCGCCAAUAAGCAAACUGAAGUGUGAUGGAGGCAGGGGUACCUAUUACCGCCUAUCACCAGAGUUAUUCCCGAAAGGGUCGAUAUUCUCCGAUAAGAUGCCAAUAGACACGACCCCUCAGCUUAUAGCGGCGCCUACUAGUGGAAAUAGCGUGCAAUCAAAACGACGAACUACUAAUAAGAAGCGAAAACGAACGGUUCGGGCCUCGAGCCAUUCAAAAAAGCGAAAGCGCGCGGAGGGGUAUAAAGGGCGUCGUCUGAGUUCGGAGCAUUCUAAUUCAAAGUCGAAUAGCGCGCAGUCGACCGUAAAGACGAAGGUUGGCCCAGAAUUUGACUGGUUAGACUUAAUCGACUCUGGUUCAGAUCUUUCGGACGUUGAUAGUGACUGGUCCUCCGAAUCUGAAUCUUGCUAUGUUCCCAACGGUCGAUUAACCACUGACUCAAUGGCCGGUUUGGACGAGACGUCUGAAGAGAUGGAGUCAUUGAUUGACAUGCUAUUGACGACGUAUCAGCCAACAGACUUUGCUAUUGAUACAUCAUUAAAACCGUCUGAUUUCUGCGUAGGACAGCAGACCGGUUACUCAUAUCCACGUUUAAGAAAUCGUCCGAAGAAGAGGGUCGCGAAGCCGCAAUGCGAGGAUUCGUUUUGUAUCAAGGAUUUAUAUAUGCAAAACGGACAGCCGAUGACAAGGCUUUUUUGCAUUGCUGAUGGACAUGGUGGUGCAGGAUGCUCAAAGUUUUUAACAGAAAGAAUACCUGAAAUGAUCGAAAAACUACUACAGGAUUAUACGCCGUUUCAGAUGUGCAAGGUAUCUGUGCAAGAGAAGUUCAAACAAGAUAUGACGGAGGUCAUCAAGUGUCUGGAUAACGAGUAUCUUGAUCGAAAGAGGGAAGAAUUUCGUCAAUGGCGGAAUCAAGAAAGUAAAGUUGAACCAGUUGACGAUGGCGCAACAUUAGUGUUGAAUAUCUUUUUUGGUGAUUGGCUUAUAAAUGCCAAUGUUGGGGAUUCGCGCACAGUCCUGGCUCAUGGAGUUAGAAACAAAUGGAUAGUCGACUUUGCGAGUGAGGAUCACAAACCAUAUCUUGAACGUCUGGCACAAAAUAUCUUCUGCAAUGGCGGUAUGUUUGUAGACAACAAUGACAAACCCAUCAAGUUCGACCCUGUUAGACACGAGAGACGAAUAAGACCAAGUCUGAAGAGAGCACGUAUCAGACUUCAAGACGCAAAUAAUGAUCUUGGUAUUCCGUAUUCUAAUGGUAGAGGAAUCAACUGGUCACUUAAUGUGGCAGCUACAAUUGGCGAUUUACUUUUUAAGCUUGAUCCCAAUAAGCCAGUGGUAUCUUGCGUUCCAGAUGUAUACUUUACCAGGCUCGACCGACUCUCGGAUACUAGUGGGCGUGGAUUCCUGUUAAUGAGCACUGACGGGCUAUUUGACCACAUGUAUGCAAGCAAGCCUGAAGUACAAAAUCUGACUAUAGCUACUCAGGUCGGCCGAAAAAUAGAUAUUGGAGAGUCACCCAUGGACAUUGUAAAGCAUCUCUGCAAUAGAGAAGGGGAUCGAGAACUUUUCGAGAACACUUUGCAAGAGUAUGAUGAUUGUACUUGCAUUCUAGUUAAGCUGUAG
Molecule: messenger RNA, 1884 nt
Organism: Paraglomus brasilianum
Lineage: Eukaryota; Fungi; Glomeromycota; Glomeromycetes; Paraglomerales; Paraglomeraceae
Source: the annotation of a GenBank genome assembly